Spodoptera litura is the source of this 847-nucleotide messenger RNA. RefSeq names its product trafficking protein particle complex subunit 2-like protein. The record is from RefSeq and is a predicted model, not a curated record. Gene Ontology annotation, cellular component: TRAPP complex. Lineage: Eukaryota; Metazoa; Arthropoda; Insecta; Lepidoptera; Noctuidae. Gene Ontology annotation, biological process: endoplasmic reticulum to Golgi vesicle-mediated transport.
GUUAGUCUGGAGAACACUUCCGCCGAAUUAUUAUCAACAAUGGCAGUCUGUGUCGCAGUUAUCGGCAAAGAUAAUUCGCCUUUAUAUAUCGGUGGUAUUGGCAACGAUACAAGCACUGAUAAUGAACUGUCUCGUCAAUGGCUCGUGCACACCGCGUUGGAUGCUCUGGAAGAGAGACUUGCAAGUACUAACACUAAUAACACAGGUGCCAAUACGACCGCCGCUCGCACCGAUCUGAGAGAUCUCUACUUAGGUCUACUAUAUUCGACCGACACUCAUAAAAUCUACGGCUAUGUGACUAAUACGCGCAUCAAGCUGGUUCUAGUGACCUCGUCUACGUCUCCCAGCGGAUCCAAUAUUCGUGAUGCUGAAGUGAGAACCGCGCUCCGCCGCCUGCACGCACUCUAUGCUGAUGCCAUCUGUAACCCAUUCCAUUUGCCUGGAGAUCAAAUAACUUCCCUGAAAUUCGACAAACAAGUCAAGACUAUUAUGCUUAACAAUGUUUGAACCUGGUUUCCUGAGCAUGCUUAAGUGAAGUACAGUCAUCAUCACCAAAAGACACUUAAGGAUAUUUGUCAUCUAAAUCCGUGACAUUAUUGAAUAAUGUUCGAAGCUUAAAUGUAGGCUCUGUAUUAUGUAUCCUAAAUGCCAUUGUUAUAUAAAAACAUUAUUUAAUAAUUGAUGCUUCCCUUGCGUGUGACGCUGCUAAAUGCUGGUGACUGUACACAAUUUUUUUUAUUAUUAAUAAUUUUGUAAUUUACUUUAAGUUUAUUGGCAUCAAUCAGUUGAUGUUUGACUGUUUAUAUCCUUAAUAUUAUGCUUAAUAAAUGAAUCUUUAUUUACUGGU